GCUGCAGCACCCCCCCCGCACCGCUAGUUCUCUGGUUAAAUGUUUAACCAUGUAACUGACAAAAUUGUAAUAGGUUACACAGUUACAUUUUUUAACCACUAUUUACAUCCCUAGUCUGUGGAAAGUAUUGCUCUGGCACAGGGACUUGCGCUGCCAGCUCAUGUGUUGCUGCCUUUGCCCCCAGGAGCCUGCCAUGAAGGUGCCAGUCAGCGUGAUCCGCCUGCCCCGUGGGCCGGAUGGCACAAGCCGUGGCUUUGACCCCAACUCCCCUCGGUACCAGGCUCUGAGCCCCAUCAGCAUCUCCUCUAUGGGCUGUGGGAACGAGGCAGAUCUGGAGCGGGAGCAACAGGCCCGCGUGGCUCUGCGGGAGCGGUACCUGCGCAGCCUGUUUGCCAUGGUUGGCCACACCAUCCACUUCACGAUGUACGAGAGAGUCAACGUCUCGGCCGCCUUCGACGCCUCAGACAUCGACAUCUUGAACUUCCAGGUAUCCGACCUGCAGACCCCGCUAGGUGUGCACAGGGAGGCGCUGCUCCGCUGCUCGGACAUCAUCUCCUACACCUUCGAGCUGUGACUGCCACAGGCACCCUGCCCACCUGUCCUGCUUUCUAAUAAAAACACACUCGGGUACA
Molecule: messenger RNA, 632 nt
Organism: Trachemys scripta elegans
Lineage: Eukaryota; Metazoa; Chordata; Testudines; Emydidae
Gene: GEMIN7
Product: gem nuclear organelle associated protein 7
Exons: 1
Coding region: 161-574 (137 amino acids)
Biological process (GO): spliceosomal snRNP assembly
Cellular component (GO): SMN-Sm protein complex
Source: RefSeq, a predicted model, not a curated record